AUGGAACGGGCACAUUGGUCCAAGAAAUUAGAAUUUUUGUUGGCAACUAUCGGAUACGCUGUAGGGUUGGGGAAUGUAUGGCGGUUCCCCUAUCUAUGUUUUAGAAGCGGCGGAGGUGCUUUCCUCAUUCCUUUCUUCAUAAUGCUGGUGCUGUGUGGGAUUCCACUGGUCUACAUGGAGAUGGCCAUUGGUCAGUACACGCGACAGGGACCUGUUGGGGCUCUGUCCAAGCUCUGUCCCUUCUUCAAAGGUGCUGGGCUUGCUACAGUUGUCAUAUCGUUUCUGUUCGGCACAUACUACAUCGUCAUCAUCACGUGGUCUUUCUUCUACCUCUUCAACACCUUCCAAGCAGAGUUGCCGUGGACAACGUGUUGUGUUGACUGGAGUUCCACUUUGUGUUGCGAUGGCAUCACCAAUAUGUCUGUAACUAAUGGCAGUGGACCAAUGAUGUACAUGGCCAGGAAUAUCUCCCACACAGAGCACAACACCACCACCACUGUUACCACGGUGAUGGGUCAAGUUGCAGACGUCUCCUGUCCAAAUCACGUGAGGUCACCAACAGAAGAUUUUUAUUUAGAUGUUCUUUCGCUAGCAGCAGUUUAUGCUUUUACGUGUCUCCUGGCAGGCUUUGCGAUAUUUUCUAUCCUUGGCAACCUUGCUUACACGCAGGGCAAGGAUGUGGAAGAUGUCAUAUCAGAAGUGGGCGGGACGGAGCUCAGUGGGCAGGACGGAGCUCAGUUUGCAUCAGUAGAAGUGAUUGUCACAACAAUCAGCGACCAUUUUAGACCACAUAAAAAAUACCCCAAAAGAAAAGAAUUCCUCGUCCUUGUUGUCUGUGUUGUGUCGUUUCUCUGUGGACUUCCCAACAUUACACAGGGUGGAAUCUGGUUUUUUCAACUCAUUGACUAUUACGUGGCUGCCUUAUCUCUGAUGGUGCUGGCUUUCUGUGAAGUUAUUGCAAUCACCUGGUUUUAUGGUGCCAGAAGCCUAGGUAGGAACAUUGAAGAAAUGACGGGUACAAAACCACCAUUUGUUUUCAUCGUGUGCUGGUAUGUUGUCUCACCAGUACUUAUACUGGGUAUCUGGGUAUUUAGUAUGAUCCAGUACAAGCCUCUGUCGAUGGCGGGCUAUGAAUAUCCGUCCUGGGCUCAAGACAUUGGCUGGGUUAUUGCUCUCAUGUCCGUCAUCUGCAUACCGGCGGGCAUGGUCCAUGCAGUGAUUCAGGCAAAAGGAAGCAACAUUUGGAAGGUAAAGAUCAACUGUGUUAACUAAUGAAUAUUUUUUUCCCUUUUUUUCCGGAGCAUUUUGGCUUUCAUCUUCUUCUUUUUUCUUUUUUAAAAAGAAGAAAAGAAGUUUUCACAAAGUAUGAAUUAGAUCUGAAGUGCUUAUUACAAAUAGUCUGUUGGAGUAUGGUGUAGAUAUUCCAGCUUCUUAAAGAUCAGUUCAUGUAGCUUGGUCACAGAGAGCGCUCGCCUGAGAUGUAAUGGGUUCCACGAUCAGUCACUCUCAGUAUGGUGUAGAUAUUCCAGCUUCUUAAAGAUCAGUUCAUGAAGCUUGGUGACAGAGAGCGCUCGCCUGAGAUGUAAUGGGUUCCAGGAUCAAUCACUCUCAGUGGACUCUUGAAGGGCGGGACGUAGCCCAGUGGUAAAGUGUUUGUUUGAUGCGUGGUCGGUUUAGGAUCGAUCCCCGUCAGUGGGACAAUUGGG
This is a messenger RNA of Gigantopelta aegis, 1706 nucleotides long. Its product is annotated as sodium- and chloride-dependent GABA transporter ine-like. Gene Ontology annotation, cellular component: membrane. Gene Ontology annotation, biological process: sodium ion transmembrane transport. The record is from RefSeq and is a predicted model, not a curated record. Lineage: Eukaryota; Metazoa; Mollusca; Gastropoda; Neomphalida; Peltospiridae.